AUGAAUGAUCAGGGCGAAGAACAUCAACCACUUGAUAUAGGGCUAUUACGUUAUUCCACUGAUGAAAUUGGCAUGCGCUCUGCUCCUAACACUAUGUCUGAUAAAAUAACAAAAGUCGCCAAGGAUGUACUUGUAGAACAGUCUAAUCCAGCAGAUAUAUAUCUAUACGAUCAGCCGCAAGAAGCUUUACGGCAAAAUGCACACAAACGGUCGCUAGAAACUCAACAAUCGUUGACGUCUACGACGAGUAACUAUGGUAAUGACAAAAAUACGACUGAUUAUACCAAUGAUACCAAUAACCGUAUUAAUAGUAAUAAUGAUAGUAAUAAUGAUAGCCCCCACGAUAUCAAUUACAAUAACAGUAGCAAUAACAAUAUGGAUGUACAAUCGAUGUUAACGCCAUUAAAGCAGCGAGAUCGGCACGAUUAUAGGGAAGAUCAUCAUAAACAACAGAAUUUGGGACCGGAUAAGGGACCUCCAAUUACAGCCUCACAUGAGUCUUCUAUACCUGCCAGUCAGGAAAUGCAAUCUGCAGACACACUCCUAACAAGGACGACUUUUGAUACUAGGGGAAGCAAUGAAGGAAAUGAUCCAACAGAACAACCGUUUUACGUGAAUGCUAAACAGUAUUAUAGAAUUUUGAAAAGACGAUAUACUAGGGCCAAGUUAGAGGAAAAUUUACGAAUAUCCAGAGAGAGGAGGCCAUAUCUGCAUGAAUCCAGACAUAAGCACGCUAUGAGAAGACCAAGAGGGCAGGGUGGUAGAUUCCUUACACUGGCCGAAAUUGAAGCAAUGAAAUUGAAAGAAGGUUCAGCAUCCUCUGGUUCAUCUGUUUCUUCUCCACCCAGCAUUAAGAGUGAAAGUGAACAUAUGGGACCAGGACCUCGUCUCAUAGAAAAACAGGGACCUAAGCCCAAAAAAUUGAAACCUGCUGAUGGCAGUCAUAGAUGA
Zygosaccharomyces rouxii is the source of this 951-nucleotide messenger RNA. RefSeq names its product transcription activator HAP2 (gene HAP2). NCBI's taxonomy places the organism in Eukaryota, Fungi, Ascomycota, Saccharomycetes, Saccharomycetales, Saccharomycetaceae. Gene Ontology annotation, cellular component: CCAAT-binding factor complex. The coding region runs from base 1 to 951 and encodes 316 amino acids. Gene Ontology annotation, biological process: regulation of transcription by RNA polymerase II. Gene Ontology annotation, molecular function: RNA polymerase II cis-regulatory region sequence-specific DNA binding; DNA-binding transcription factor activity, RNA polymerase II-specific. The record is from RefSeq and is a predicted model, not a curated record. The transcript has a single exon.